This is a messenger RNA of Eruca vesicaria subsp. sativa (arugula), 969 nucleotides long. NCBI's taxonomy places the organism in Eukaryota, Viridiplantae, Streptophyta, Magnoliopsida, Brassicales, Brassicaceae. The record is from the annotation of a GenBank genome assembly.
AUGGCUCCUCCACCUCCAAGAUUCGUCCCACCAAGACUCAUCACCGAAGAGAAUCGAUCUUUAAUCAACUCAUUCCGCUCGGCCACCUCCACACCUCAAGAAACCGACACGUGUAUGCGAUCCUUGCACAACUUAAUGACCAGCAACGAAGACAACGGCGCGGCUCAGUUCAGAGCGGUGAUCUCAGAGCUAAACGCAGCCGAUCUCCAAAAGAUGGCGUGGCUGCUGACGUCGAACUCCCGUUACUUCUUGAACAUCGCAAGAAACAAGAACGGCUCUACCCGCUUACAGAAGCUCCUCGGUGAAUCUGAUGACGUGGACACCUUCUUCUUGGCCGCUUUCUUCCGCAACUUUCUCCCCCUCAUGACCAACAAGGAGGGAUCAUACGUCGUCUUCGAAGGGCUCCGAGUGUUCAGCAACGUCAAGAAAAUGGCGAUGUUCCCACACAUUAUUGAACACGUGGAUAAACUUGCGAGUGAUCCACAGGGGUGCGUGGCGUUUAACGGUUGCAUAACGGUGCUGGACGAUCAUUUCAUCAGAGGCCAUAUGUUGAACGCGGUGGUGAUCAACGCCGUGUCUUUUAGCUACCAUCAUUACGGGAACUUCGUGGUGCAGCACGUGCUUGACCAAGGUGACUUGCGUAGCACGCGUGACAUUGCGGUUAAUCUACGUGGGCAUUGCGUUGCGCUUUCGUUGAAGAGGUAUGGGAGCUACAUCGUGCAGAAGCUGUUGAAUGCGAGGGAUUUGGCUAUGGUUCUGGUGGUGGAAGAGCUUUUGGAGUGUGGAGAAGAGAGGUUUGUGAGGCUGGCUAGGGAUCAGUUUGGGAAUUUCGUGGUGCGCACGGCAUUGAGAGUUACGCGGGAGGAGAGGGAUGAUCUGUUUCGGGGUUUGGUGAAUAAGCUCAGGCCUUUAGUUCAUCUCUUGGGUGGGUAUUAUAACAUUGCAGCGUUCUUGAACUCGAUCCAUUAG